This is a messenger RNA of Phlebotomus argentipes, 5451 nucleotides long. RefSeq names its product guanine nucleotide exchange factor subunit Rich-like. Gene Ontology annotation, cellular component: Golgi membrane; Ric1-Rgp1 guanyl-nucleotide exchange factor complex; cytosol. The transcript is spliced from 17 exons. Gene Ontology annotation, molecular function: protein binding. Gene Ontology annotation, biological process: retrograde transport, endosome to Golgi; intracellular protein transport. The record is from RefSeq and is a predicted model, not a curated record. NCBI's taxonomy places the organism in Eukaryota, Metazoa, Arthropoda, Insecta, Diptera, Psychodidae. The coding region runs from base 136 to 4701 and encodes 1521 amino acids.
UUGCGGGGUUUCGCAAGAAAAGUGGUGUCAAUAAUAAAUAAAGAGGUUUUCUCGUGUGUGCAAGUGAUAUUGUAACGAAAGAUGUGAUUUCCCUGCAAUAGGAGUGUGGAAAGUGUUGUAUAAACAAUCGCGACAAUGUAUUUCCCGGUUGGCUGGCCUAAAAUACUCGAUAUCGCGGAAACGGCGAAUGGUUGUCAAUUGCUGAAGAUUUGUUGUGACCGAGUUAAGAUUCUCUUUGCCAUUCUCACGGAAGACAGCCUGAGAAUAUGGUACACAAAGCCGUGCGUCCCAAUUGUCUGCCAUCGUCGGGAUGCAAAAUCGAUAGAGAAACAUGGCCGGAAUAUGCUGGUGGAGUGGAAGCCCGAUUCCAGCAUGCUCGUGAUUGUGACAGAGGACGGCACGCUGCUGCUCUUCAGCCUGGGAGUCGUCGACACGCCCAAGGGAAUCUACAACCAGAUCGACUCGCCGUUCCAGAACUUGCGCCGCGACAGCGCCGAGCUGUUCGUGAAGGAGACAAUUCCCUCGCUCACGCUCACGCUGUCCCACGAAGUGGCACUCUUCGUACCGGUCACCUGCGUGUCCUGCGUCAGCAUCUCCCAGAUGAUGGUCGCCACGGAGUCCGGAAAGGUGCUGCGCAUCCGCUGGGAUGGCGUGGAGGAGCGCGACUUCUCGCUUGACCUCAAGCGCAUCCCCUUCAGUGUGAACCAGCAAGUUAGCUACGCUGUGCCAAUUUUAGAGGAUAAAGUUCACAUAACUUCGAUGGACUAUUCGCCACUCGUGGGCGGUUUUGCCAUCACACUCAACGAUGGUCGAGCGGCUUUUCUCACGGCGAACAACCUCAAGUUUGACCCAAACCAAGUUCAAGGAAUAUGGGCUCAAAACAUCGACGAUGCGAGUUGCGCUACGAUAAAUCACAAAUACCGCUUGAUAGCGUUCGGGCGCAAGAAUUCGCAGGCUGUUGUGUACACGAUAGAUGACUUAACUGGUGGCCUAGAAUUGUCGCAUGCUCUAAUUCUGAGUGCCAAAGACUUUCCGGGCUCGCCUGGCGCCGUGCGGGAGAUGAAAUGGACUCCGGAUGGAUGUGCAGUGGUGCUUUCGUGGUGCAAAGGCGGGAUUUCGUUGUGGAGCACUUUUGGGUCGACGCUCAUGUGCUCCUUGGGUUGGGAUUAUGGACUGAAUGUGGAUCUGGCCAAGCACAAUCCCCUGGACAUCCAGUCGAUGGACUGGUCAACGGAGGGCUAUCAGUUGUUCAUGGUGCGACACACGAAUGCCCAGGAAGUGGACGGAGACAACGCAUCGACGGCGGAGCCUUCGCGAUCGCUGCUCGUGCUGGACUUUGUCAAGAGCUCAAUGUCCGUGAAUCCGUGCAUGAGCUUCCACUCGCACCUGUUGCUGCAGGGCGACGACAAGCUGUACAUGAAUCAGGGCGAGAGUCUCCGCAAUAUUCACUACAACUCACGCAGCUACGGCACAGAUCUGCGCACAUUCGACUCGCCGUUCUACACGGGCUGCAAGCAGACCAACUUCUUCGCCACAUCCUACAGCAUCUGCACGACGAGUUACAUAAACGAUGGUGAGAUCAAGCGUGUGGCCAAUGAUGAUGCCAUGUAUCAUUCGGAUGACUAUGAGCUGGGAAAAUCACUGCAAGUCACCAGCAUAUUGUCGGAGAGCAAACACUGGAUCGUUGUGCAACUUCCCACAGCUUAUAUGGCCAGCAAUUGGCCAAUUCGAUACAGUGCAAUCGACAAGAGCGGAGUGAAUUUGGCUGUGGCCGGUCGACUGGGCUUCGCGCUCUACUCCCUCGGCACGCGCAAGUGGAAGCUGUUCGGCAAUGAGACGCAGGAGAAGGACUUUGUCGUCACCGGGGGACUGCUGUGGUGGAAUGAGUUCAUCAUCAUGGGAUGCUACAGCAUGGUGGGCCACAGUGACGAGUUGCGACUGUAUCCGAAGGACGCGAAGCUGGACAAUCGCUUCGCGAAGAUCAUUCCCUCCAGUGCACCGGUGGUGCUGAUCAAUCUCUACAAGGAUCAACUGAUUGUCUUCACCAAUGACGGCUUCGUCACGAGCUUCGCAAUAACACGCCACGAUGCCCAAACUGUGGAUCUCACAACAUUCCGUCUGUACGAUAUCAGAGGACUUUGCGUCCAUCCGGCGUGCAUUGUGUCAGUGACGAUGACCAAUUUGAAAAAUGAAAGCAUUCCGCGAGUCAAUCAAGCGAGUCAACAAUCUGAGACCCUGAUCUUGAACGUUUCGGGGCGGCUGUUGAUGGUGCAGAAGGAGAAUAAUGGGAAUACAUGUGAACAUCUGACAUCAACUUGCCUGGCAUCGUGUGUUGAGUGCAUUUGGCUGUCGGACUCACACAAGACGCACCUCAAGGAGUCUCUGUGGCUCUUCUGCGGCGGACACGGCAUGCGAGUGUGGCUGCCUGUCUUCCCGCGGCGCGAAGGCGACUCUGGCCAUCGGAGUCACAGGCACACAUUCAUGUCCAGAAGGAUCAUGCUCUCCUUCACGCUGCGUGUUUAUCCACUGGUGAUCCUCUUCGAAGAUGCAAUAAUUCUGGGCGUGGAGAAUGACACAGUUCUGUACACGAGCGACUCUAGUCUUCACUUUUCCCUCCCAUUUUGCGUACUUGAGAGAACGAGUCAAGUAUAUUUGCAUCAGAUACUCCGCCAAUUGAUUCGACGCAAUCUCGGCUACAAUGCCUGGGAGAUUGCCCGCAGUUGUACAAAUUUGCCAUAUUUUCCGCAUUCUCUGGAACUACUCUUGCACGAAGUUCUCGAGGAGGAGGCCACGAGCAAGGAGCCCAUUCCUGACGCCCUGCUGCCCAGUGUGUUGGAGUUCAUACAAGAGUUUCCCGUCUAUUUGCAGACUGUUGUUCAGUGUGCUCGCAAGACGGAAAUUGCCCUCUGGCCGUAUCUCUUUGCCACUGCUGGAAAGCCAAAAGAUCUCUUUCAACAGUGUCUGGCAUCGAAGCAACUCGAGACGGCGGCCAGUUAUCUCAUCAUCCUGCAAAAUUUAGAGCCGUCAUCAAUUAGUCGGCAAUACGCGACUUUGCUGCUGGACACGGCCUUGGAGCAGAGUAAGUGGGAGUUGGCGCGAGAUCUGGUGCGCUUCCUGCGAGCAAUUGAUCCAAAUGAUGUGGAAUCGCCGCGAACGUCAUUCGUGAUGGGCCAGAAGUUGGGCCUCAGCUCACCGACGACUCCCGUGAGUCCCAAUGCGGAGGAUUUGAGCCUGAUUAUGGGCUCAAUGGCGCGCGGUCGAAGCUUCUCCACCACGAUGAAUCCCAAACAGCAGCCCGGAGAGCCGAAUCUGAACACAUCGCCGAACAGUACAAAGGAGAAGACGCCGCCGUCUUCGGUGACGGUGCAGAAGAGGAAGAAAAGCAUGCCGCACACGCAGAAGGAGAAGGACUCGUCCACGGCGGAGGACUUCUUCAUCGACGUGAUCCUGCAGCGGCACGCCAGGCGAUUGCUGCAGGAGCGGAAGCUGGAGGAGUUGGGCUACAUGAGUGCUGCGCUGGACUUCCACUUGGUGGGCUGGUUGUCGCGUGAGAAGGACAGAGCGGCGCGCAUUGAGGACUUCGUGGCGGCGCUGAAGCAACUACACGAGGAUCUGGAGUGGCCAAAGCCGAGUCUGGAGUUGAAACUCAAUCCCGAUGCUGACAAGUCCAAUCAGACGCAAGAGAGUCCGAGUUACUCGCUGCAAUCGCUCAAGAUUGAGACGAAUUUGGGUGCUAGCGAUUCGGGAUACACAAGUCUUCCUGGCCAGCAGACGUCUCUGGAGAUGCCCAUGUCGUGCGAUGAGGGACAUCUGAAGGUGCAUCGUCGCGACAGUGGCUCGAAGUUGCUCCUGAAGACCGCCACUGUGAGUGUGGAGGCGAAGCCGAGCGCCAGCAACAAUAACGUCGAAGGGCGGAAGCCCAAAUUGCCCAGCAUUUCCGAGGCUGAGGCGAAAUUAGUGCCAAUGAUGGAGAAUAUGAGCGUCACGUCGGAGCAGGUGUCGUUCUGGGGCGACGAGAACUCCAAUGCCUUCACGCCGGACAUCGAGCAUCAGGCCUUUGCGAAUCCACAGCUGCCCAGUGUUGAGGAGGAGCCAAAGCUCAAGACUGUGUCACACAAGCUGGAGGUGAAGAUGCGGUAUUUGCUGCAGAUCUUCACUGAGGCGGGAUGUCUGGAGUUUUCUCUCCUGCUGUCGAUUCUGUUGCUGGACGCAGCAUCGAUUUGUCGCAUCACAAAUGCCGCCGUCCGGACGGGAUCUCUGCAGCUCUGUCGACAGCUGCGCAACGGCCUGAAGGACAUCAUGCGAUGGAGCUUCCAAGAGUGUCUGGGCUACAGAUCUUUCGCCAUCACGCUUCAGCCGCAAAUCUAUCAACUGGACAAGUUUGUGCUGCAGAAGGAAUCCAUUCCGCCACUGCAGUUCGUCUCCUACAGUCCAACACAGAGCUUCCCAAUGACUCAAAUUCCCAGUUCUGACAAAGUCGAUCCGGCAACAAAGAAUACUCAAUCGUCAAUUAAAGUGGAUCACCAGACGUUCGAUCACAUGCUGGUGAAGAGCAACAGCGUGGACAGAAGCACAGCGGCGCAGACUGAGUCAAUUAGCAGCGAUCGUGAGGAAUCCACUCAAUCCAAUCCAGCCAAUUCUUCUGUGUUAUCUUUCAACGAUUUGCCAAAGCCUGAGAGUACUGGUUGUGUCCUAAUGUAAAUACAAAAAUGCAGGAAAUUGUGCAUAAUGUUUAGCAAAAAGUUCUCAUUUAUAUCCUUUCUGUGUGCAAUUUUGAGCAAUAUGUCAUUCAAUUGAAUCCGUUUCUAUGUUUAAGCUUCUCAGGAAAUUGUGUUGAAGAGAAAAAAAAAAUUAAUGGAAAAUUGUGUCUGUUUUCCUGAUCAAUCGAAAAUAUUUUUGCGAAAGAUUUUUAAAUAAUGUGCGGAAGACUUUUUUCGAGCGAUUUUCAGUGAAACAGUUUCCGUCCUUUUGCAGAAGAGAAAGAGAACGAAGAGAGAGAGCAAAGUAGCCAAAUGAUGAUUGAUUCCCUUGUUUAAAUGUUGUCCUGACUGUGGCAGAAAUACGUUGAGAUUCAAUAAUGUAGCAAUUUUGUGAGAGAACUUACAGAAGACAUUCUUUGAUAGGUUGGCAGAGAGAGAGUUGCGUUUUAGAUGGAAAUGAAUUUGUUAUCUACAAUUAAUUGGUUAGUGUUGACUUUGUAGAAGCGAUAGCGAAGUGAAUAAUAAGAUUUAACAAAGUUUUGUAGAGUAGAACUCUUAUUUAAAUAUAAUAUUUGCAGAAUGAGAAGAGAGAAAUUUGGAUAAUUGCAUAAUUUAUAGGAGAUUUCUAUAGAGAAAAAACAUUGGUAAUUUCAUAUUGACUAACAUUCUUUGUUGUCUACAUUGUAAAUAUCAAAAUCUCAAGGUAAAAUUCUAUCCCUUCUCUUAAAUAACAAUACAAAUUUGACUCACA